Lingula anatina is the source of this 1356-nucleotide messenger RNA. RefSeq names its product LIM/homeobox protein Lhx3. Gene Ontology annotation, biological process: neuron differentiation; regulation of transcription by RNA polymerase II. Gene Ontology annotation, molecular function: zinc ion binding; DNA-binding transcription factor activity, RNA polymerase II-specific; RNA polymerase II transcription regulatory region sequence-specific DNA binding. Gene Ontology annotation, cellular component: nucleus. Lineage: Eukaryota; Metazoa; Brachiopoda; Lingulata; Lingulida; Lingulidae. The record is from RefSeq and is a predicted model, not a curated record.
UUUCUUAGCUACAAGGAGUAAUCUUUCUAAUCGAAACAGGUGGUCGGUCGGUGUGACCGUGGAAUCGUAUGCACUUCGGGUGAAAUAAACCCACAAUUAAUAUUAUAGAGACAAUCAGAAAAUUGCAGAAUGUCCACACAUACGGACUUAGCUCUAACUGAAAUAUUAGGAAGAGGAUCCAGGUUUUUGGAAGCUGCUAUUCCAAAGUGUGCAGGCUGCAGCGACCCGAUUCUGGAUCGAUUUAUUCUCAAGGUACUGGAGCGAUCUUGGCACGCCAAAUGUCUAAAAUGUGCAGACUGUAAAACGCAGCUGAACGACAAAUGUUUCUCGAAAGGAGACAAAGUUUACUGCAAAGAUGACUUUUUCAGGAGAUUCGGUACAAAAUGUGCAGCCUGCGACAAAGGAAUCCCUCCAACCCAAGUCGUCCGCCGUGCUCAAGACUACGUCUAUCAUCUCGAGUGUUUCUCUUGUCUCAUAUGUAACCAACAAUUGAACACGGGAGACGAGUUCUAUCUGUUGGACGAUAGGAAAUUAGUUUGCAAAGCGGAUUACGAAACCGCAAAGUCCAGGGAAUUUGAAAUCGAUAGCAGUAAUAAACGUCCACGAACCACUAUAACAGCAAAACAGUUGGAAGCCUUAAAACGCGCCUACAAUGAAAGUCCAAAGCCAGCACGGCACGUCAGAGAACAGCUCAGCGCAGAAACUGGACUGGACAUGCGAGUUGUCCAAGUAUGGUUCCAGAAUAGGCGCGCCAAGGAAAAACGCCUGAAGAAAGAUGCCGGCCGCCAUCGGUGGAAUCCGUAUUUCAGGCAGAUGAAACAAAGACACCACGCGGGAGAAUCGGACGGUGCACUCAGCGCAGACGACACUCUAUCUGAUGGUGCCGUGGACAUUUCUUAUCAAAAUGACAUUGACUCAAUGGACACUAAUCCUAAUCUAGGCCGUUCAGGCGACCUUUUCGGUAUGGGGCAGGCUUUAGACCAUGAACCCCCCAUGGGUCAGGUCCCUGUGGUGCCACCUGGGACGCCACCUGGUGACACUUGGUUGCACUACGGCGGCCCUCCCGCUAACACUGCUUACAUGGGCAGACACUCACCAUCAGUAGGGCAGCAGAUCAUGCAAGAAUCUUUGGGCUUGGUUGGGGCGCCUCCUGGCUUGGGCCGGGUGCUGCCACCAGACGUCAGUGACAGUGAGCAAAGUUUUGGUGACUAUCCACCACGUUCUACACCAAACCACGUUGAGGUGUACUGAAAACUUGAACAGUCAAAUGUACUUCAAUAUGAAAAAAAAAGCUAUUUACAAUGGGACUGGCUCCCUGUGUUCAGGAACAGCUGACCCCGGCUGCAGAGUUGAAAG